Molecule: messenger RNA, 936 nt
Organism: Pelodiscus sinensis (Chinese soft-shelled turtle)
Lineage: Eukaryota; Metazoa; Chordata; Testudines; Trionychidae
Product: olfactory receptor 11A1-like
Biological process (GO): G protein-coupled receptor signaling pathway
Cellular component (GO): membrane
Molecular function (GO): G protein-coupled receptor activity; olfactory receptor activity
Source: RefSeq, a predicted model, not a curated record
AUGGGGAACCCAGAACAUGGAAACACAACGUCCAUCACAGAGUUCAUCCUCCUGGGAUUCCAGACUCUUCCGGAACUGCAAUUUUUUCUCUUCCUGCUCUUCCUAGUGAUCUACAUUGUGACCAUGGCUGGGAACCUCCUCAUCAUUUCACUGGUGGUGGCUGAUCGGCGCCUACACACCCCCAUGUACUUAUUCCUGGGCAACUUGUCCUGCCUGGAGACCUGCUACAGCUCCACCAUUCUGCCCAAGAUGCUGGCCGGACUCCUGACAGGGGACCGGACCAUUUCCUUCAGUGGGUGCCUCACACAGUUGUAUUUCUUCGGUUUUCUGGUCGGCACAGAAUGCUUUCUCUUAUCGGUGAUGUCUUAUGACCGGUAUCUGGCAAUAUGCCACCCACUGCAUUACACGGCCCUCAUGAGGGGCAGGGCCUGGCUGCGGCUGGCAGGUGGCUCAUGGCUAGGGGGAUUCCUAGGUAAUGGCAUAACAACGUUGUCGGUAUCCCAGUUAACUUUCUGUGGCCCCAACGCUAUUGACCAUUUCCUCUGCGAUUUUGUCCCUCUGAUACGUCUCUCCUGCGAUGACCCUCAGCUGAUGGAAACGGUGGCUUCCAUGCUGUGCUUGGUGGCCCCCUUCCUGCUCACCUUGACGUCCUACAUCUGCAUCAUCGCCACCAUCCUGAGGAUCCCUUCAAGCAGGGGGCGGCAAAAGGCCUUUUCCACCUGCUCCUCCCACCUCAUUGUGGUGACCAUUUACUACGGAACACUGCUCAUUGUGUACAUGUUCCCAACCACUGACUUUUUCAGGGACUUCAAGAAAGUUCUCUCUGUUGCCUACACAGUCCUGACUCCUUUGGUCAAUCCCUUCAUCUACAGCCUGAGAAACAAAGAGGUGAAGGAUGCCCUGAGGAAAGUUUGGAAGAAAUUCAUGUUUGCAUAA